CAGCGGCUGAUAGAGUAAACAAAUAAUGUGCUUCGUGUGAUUAUUCUCAAUUAUCGUAUAAAAAAUCUUAUUAUUUGUGUAAGCUAGUCAUCAGCAGGGAAUUAAACACGAUGGCGGUGGCGACGGUGGAGAGCUCGACACUAGAUAAGAUACUAAGUUUUGUUAAUGACAAUGGCUACAAAGAACUCAUGCAGAAUUCGGCCAAAUUCAAUAUCAGAAUUCGCAAAGACCGAAUAUACAGGCAGCCAUACAUUGAUGGACAGACAGGUGUGGCUCAGCGACACUGCCAUCUCUUUGUGAGCGACAAGCAACGCAUGCCGGGAAUACUUCAGGGGCAAGUGUACACAUACCCUGCCAGGCGUUGGAAAGCACAGAGACGGUCCUACCUCGGCUCUCUCAUGCAGGCUAACCAGGCCGACCCAGAUGAGCACACCAUCACAACUGUGGAGAACCCAGCGGCUAUUGUUGCGGCUGUGGAAGAGCCAGUCAUACCUGAAAAAGUACCUGUGGUGAGAAAUCCACCGGUAAGUUUUGCUGAGACUUGGGCCUACUACGACGAACCUCCCUUUGAAGACGAGUUGGAGGACGAGUUCGAGUCGGAGGAGGACUUCGAUGACGAGACGUACAAUCGCAAGGGCAAGCGGAAGAAAGCACCCCUAGGGAGAAAGCCAAGCAAGACUGCUGGGGGAUUACCUAAGAAAAGCAGCAAAAAGAAGACGACAGAGAGCGGCGGACAGAGCGGACGGAGGAAAAAGACGGCCCCAAAAACCCCAUCAAAGACCCCGAAGAAUAUCAAGAAGGAGGAAGACGACCCAUCAGGCAAGCCCUAUGCCUGCGAACUGUGUGGGAUGCGGUACAAGACGCGGCCUGGCCUUACUUACCAUUAUGCCCACUCGCAUAAGGAGGAGAAGGAGGAGGAGGCUAAAGCUAAAGCCCCGACUAGGGCUAACGAGCAAUCCCAGGCUUACGACUCAAGCCCAGACUUCUUGCCAGGCUUGCCACCGCAGCAGGCCUCGGCGUUCCCCCACUGGGGACAGGGCAGUUUCAGUGAAGGUCGCACGUCUGGCCGGCGUUCAGGUGCUGUCGGCCAGUCAAACGCAGGACCAGGACUGCCCUCAGGCCUUUCCCCCACAUCGGAGGCGGGUGGGGAUAAGGGAAAGAAGAAAGUGUCAGCUUCUCCCUACUGUGACUUCUGCCUCGGCGAUGCAACGGAGAAUAAGAAGACCGGGGUGCCUGAGAGCUUGGUGUCGUGCGCAGAUUGUGGUCGUUCAGGUCACCCAACAUGUCUUCAGUUUACGUCUAACAUGAUGAAGAGCGUUGUCAAGUACAGGUGGCAGUGUAUUGAGUGUAAGACGUGCACUCUCUGUGGCACUUCUGAGAAUGAUGAUCAACUCUUGUUCUGUGAUGACUGUGACCGUGGUUAUCACCUUUACUGCCUCACCCCACCCCUGUCAGAACCCCCAGAGGGUGAAUGGUCGUGCUACCUCUGCCUCCGAGAAUUCCAUACCAAGUAAAGCCCUUGCUGGUGGCUAGUACAAUUCACAGAGUUGUUAAACGUCAUCCAUCCAGCAUGUAGGAAGCAGGCACCAGAAGGUGGAUGCAUAUUGCAGGUCGUCUAUUCAGUCACAAUAGGUUGUCUAGAGAGGCAUUUUGGAUAACUGGCUGGAUAGAGGAAGAGAGAGAGUGAGCAGCUUUCUGGUAUAGAGUGAUCUCAAGUGAUAUACGAGAACGUACUUUUAAUCUCAAAAAAAGAUUGUUUUAUACCUGUUUACCAUGAGGAGGGGACGUCCCAGGAGCCCCAGCUUUCCAUGACAUUACGGUGUCACUUUCCUAUUUUUAGUGAAUCACAUAAUAAACAUUUAUUAUGACUUGAACUAGUUCUACUGAGGGACUGAAAUACCUCGUAUCAGGGGGGAAUAGAGUAUGAAUUUCUA
Molecule: messenger RNA, 1934 nt
Organism: Penaeus chinensis
Lineage: Eukaryota; Metazoa; Arthropoda; Malacostraca; Decapoda; Penaeidae
Gene: d4
Product: zinc finger protein ubi-d4-like
Exons: 11
Coding region: 111-1514 (467 amino acids)
Biological process (GO): nervous system development
Cellular component (GO): nBAF complex
Source: RefSeq, a predicted model, not a curated record